CACACAGAACUCUGAAGUCAGUUUCUAUCUCUGUAGCCUGCACUGCAUGUUUUCUUUGCUUGGAAUUUUGGCAGUCGUGUUUGGAAAAUAUCUUAGUGGAAAACAUUAAUUAAUUAAAUAAAAAGGAACUCAACGGUCACCAUGAGGAGUCUGCUUUCAAGGGGGAUACGGGUAACCCCUGUACACCCUGAGUGCUAGACAUGACUCUGGAGAAGGAAGUACAAGAGAGUACGUUACCACUGAAGAAAGUGGCUUUCGACAUGAGCCAGAUAAUGGAGAAUCUGGACACCAGGGACCUUGAUUUGGAGGAGGUGGAUUUCGAGCCUUAUGAUCCCAGCCUGCCAGUGAGUGCUCGAAUUCCCUUCUCUGCCAUUUACAAAACAAAGGGGUUUAAGGAAGCAGAUAUCCAGGUCUACCUCAAUGAAGUCCACAUUACUGCCAAAGUUCUGGAAGUAGAACGCGGUAUAAUUGCACAACAUGAGCGGGUUUCUUCAGCGCAACAAAGGCUGACAUCAAAGGUAAAACAUGCUGGUGUCUUCACAAUUGAACUGAAGCAUGGGGGGUUUACGUGGCAAGUGAGAAGGAAAGAAAAACACUUUCACGAGCUCCACAGAGAGCUGAUCACAUACAAGACCUUCAUGAGAAUUCCUAUUCCUACAAGAAGUCACACUGUAAGAAGGAAGACAAUUAAGAGAGAUGAAGUCCGACAGAUGCCCAGCCUGCCUCGCGGCAGUGAAAACCUGGCCCGAGAAGAGCAGUUCUCCAGUAGAAGGAAACAACUUGAAGACUAUCUGAAUAAGUUGUUAAAAACAGCUAUGUACAGAAACUACCACGCUACAUUGGAGUUUAUUGAUGUCAGUCAGAUGUCCUUCAUUUACGAGUUGGGACCAAAGGGCUUGGAGGGGAUGAUAAUGAAGCGUUCAGGGGGUCACCGGAUCCCUGACCUGAACUGUUGUGGUCGGCAUGAAAUCUGUUACCGCUGGUCCAAAAGGUGGUUAGUUGUUAAAGACUCAUUCAUAAUGUACAUGAAACCAGACACGGGAGCCAUUUCAUUUGUCAUGCUGGUGGAUAAGGAGUUUUGUGUAAAGAUGGGCCUCAAGGACACAGAGACUAAACACGGAGUUCGCAUUGACAGUCAGUCCAGAUCAUUGAUUCUGAAGUGUACCAGCUAUCGUCAUGCCCUGUGGUGGGGUCAGGCCCUUGAAGAUCAUAUUCAAAAACAUGGGAAAGCCUUUUUGCACGAUCACAGAUUUGGGUCCUUUGCAAGAGAACAAGAAAACACUCUGGCAAAAUGGUAUGUCAAUUCAAGUAUUUACAUGCAAGAUGUAGCGAAUGCUCUAGAAGAAGCCGCAGAAGAAAUCUUCAUCACCGACUGGUGGCUGAGUCCAGAGAUUUUUCUCAAGAGACCAGUUGUAGAGGGGAACCGUUGGAGGUUAGAUUGUAUUCUUAAACGCAAAGCUCAACAAGGUGUGAAGAUUUGUGUGAUGCUGUACAAAGAGGUGGAGCUGGCUUUGGGAAUCAACAGUGAGUACAGCAAGAGGACACUAAUGUGCCUUCAUCCUAACAUCAAGGUAAUGAGGCACCCUGACCAUGUCUCCUCCUCUGUGUAUCUGUGGGCCCACCAUGAGAAGCUGGUUGUUAUCGAUCAAUCCAUCGCAUUUGUAGGUGGGAUCGACCUGGCCUAUGGCAGAUGGGACGACAGAGAACACAGACUGACAGACGUUGGAAGCGUCACGCGAGCUAUAUCAACUGCCAGCUGCCUACUGUCAGACAAGAACACUAAAGGUCCAGGAGAAGAGAGCAUGCCACAUGACAAUGGCAGCAGACAGAAAGCCGGGGGCGAAGUGAAAGCUGCAGACAGUGUGGACUUAACCAAAUUGAAAGGAGUUGGUCGCUCAAGGAAAUACCCCCAGUUCAGCCUCCACAAACAAUUCCACAAACACCACCUGCAGCACGGAGACAGCAUCAGCAGCAUCGACAGCAGUGAAGGAAGUAAGUCCUCCAGGCCUGAGUCAGAGAAUUUAAUACCAGGUAAAAAGCCCCAUCUGAAGAUAUUCCACCGGGAACCCGGACAGGGGCUUUCUCAGUCCCAGGAUGAUAACGGCUCGAUAAGAAAUCUACAGACUGGAGUUGGACUGCUUCAAGGGGACACUCGCUUCUGGCAUGGGAAGGACUACUGCAAUUUUGUCUUCAAGGACUGGGUCCAGCUUGACAAACCUUUUGAUGAUUUUAUAGACAGGUAUACCACACCAAGAAUGCCAUGGCAUGACAUUGGUUCAGUGGUACAUGGGAAAGCAGCCAGAGAUGUAGCAAGGCACUUUAUACAACGCUGGAACUUCACAAAAAUUAUGAAGCCGAAGUACAGAUCCCUCUCCUAUCCAUACCUUUUGCCAAAAUCCCACACAACAGCAAAUGAUUUGAGGUUUCAGGUUCCAGACUGUGUGAAAACUAAAGUACAGGUGUUGCGCUCAGCUGCAGAUUGGUCAGCAGGUAUCAAGUGCCAUGAAGAAUCGAUCCACAAUGCCUAUGUUCAUGUAAUAGAGAACAGCAAACACUACAUCUACAUUGAGAACCAGUUUUUCAUCAGCUGCACUGAUAACCGGUUAGUUUUCAACAGGAUUGGAGACACUAUUGCUGCAAGGAUCCUCAGAGCUUACAGAGAGAAUAAGAGGUACCGCGUUUAUGUGGUGACACCUCUCUUACCUGGAUUUGAAGGAGACAUCUCCAGUGGAGGAGGGAGCGCUAUACAAGCAGUCAUGCACUUUAACUACAGGACAAUGAGCAAGGGCGAUAAUUCCAUCAUUUCACAACUGAAAGCAGAAAUGGGAAACCAGUGGAUUAACUACAUCUCAUUCUGUGGGCUGAGGACUCAUGCAGAGCUGGCGGGAAAGAUGGUCACCGAGCUCAUCUACGUUCACAGCAAGAUGCUGAUAGCUGACGACAACACUGUCAUCAUCGGCUCUGCAAACAUUAAUGAUCGAAGCAUGCUGGGGAAGCGAGACAGUGAAAUGGCAGUGAUCAUUGAAGACACGCAAACUGUACCCUCUGUAAUGGAUGGGGAGGACUACCAGGCAGGGGAACUGGGACUCCAGCUGCGGCUUGAGUGCUUCAAGUUGAUUCUAGGUGGCUUCACUGAUCCCACCAUUAAUGUAACUGACCCAAUCAGUGAAAGGUUCUUCAAGGAGGUGUGGGUAACAACAGCAGCACGCAAUGCGACUAUCUACGAGAAGGUUUUCAGAUGCCUGCCUUCCGAUGCAGUGCGAAACACUGUUGAGCUCAGCGAGUUCAUAGCUAAGCUUGGCCUGGAUACAGAGGACCCUGCCAAAGCCCUGGAAGAGCUGAAGAAGAUCCGGGGCUUCCUGGUGCAGUUCCCCUUGUACUUCCUGUGUGAGGAGAACCUACUUCCUUCUGUUGGGACAAAAGAACAUAUGGUUCCCACGGAGACCUGGACAUGAGGAAACACUCCCUUUCCCCAUCACAAUCUAGGCUUAAUCAAGCCGACUGAAAAUGAUUAAUACUGUAUACAAAAAACUACACAGCAGACGUGGAAAAAAAAUGGAAGACUGGUAGUUCUAAAACAUAAUGAACGGAAAUAAGGAAAUUCAACAAUGGAGGAAUCACACAGAUAGAGAAGAUGGUCUGAAAUGUUCGUUUUUUAGAAUUUUUUUAAUAGUUUUUUUGUUUUUUUAAUUGUCAAAAUAACAGUUAAUUUUCAUUAACAGCAUCACAUACAAGACUUAAAAGACACUUUUUUUGCAUGUAAAACAACCACAAAAGCACAUUUAACAGGUGGGAUCUGAUUACGGGGCUCUGCUAGAAUCGUACAAUGUUUUUAUAUUUCUUGAUCACCUGAAGGCCCAGAAUGUAAUAUUUCAGUGGAUGUUCGAGACUGGCACUUUAAUGUGGGCAUAUGUGAGUGGGGCCUUCUGAAAAAAAAAUUACUCAAAUCAUAUCCUUCAUAGACUUAUGUUAUGCCUGUAACUAAAUAUCAAAUAUAGCACCCUGGGUUCCUGGGUACUUACAUUCCUCUAGUAACCCUAAAGAUGCUUUUCUUUAUGGGGCUGCUUCUCAAAGCUUUCUUUUUUUUUUUUUUUCGGUUGUUAACAAACAAUAGCUAACCACCCCCAUAGAAAUUAUAUAUGGUGCCCAAAUAUGAAGUCCAAAAUCCACAAACUGCAUUAGAAAAUCCCGUGGAAGAACUUUGACCAGCAUUUGUGACUUUUUUUUUUUUUUUUUCUGCGAGCCCCAAACGGUGGCCACACUGGCACACUAUUUGAAUAAUUACUUUAAACUAGUAAGAAUUGCUUUGAUGUUUUAUCAUUUGUUUUUAAAUUUCAGUUACCCUUAAAUUAAUAUUAUUGUUAAUAUUAUAUAUAUUACCAAUGAAUUGUGGUUUUGCACAUGUACAAUGAAAUGAAAAGUAAUUUGUAAUUGUGUUAAAUGUCAAUGCCGCCAUUAAUUUUAUAAUUGUAAGAAAUAUUUCAAAAAGUAAAUACUAUCAGGUAAAGUAGUUUAUUAUUCUUUAAUGUAACAAUCAUUUCUGUUAUGAAAAAGUCAAGAAGUUUUAGUAAAUGUCUCAUUGUUGUAGUAUUUCAUUUUAACAGAAACUUAUAAUAACUUGAUUUAAAAAAGCCAUAUUACUCCAGCUUAUUUUAAACUCAGUGCUGUAACUGGUUUUAAUAUUGUAUUUUGUUUUGUUUAUGAAGCUCUAAUUUUUUAUCGAAUGUUUUGAAGUCCCAAAAUGAAAAUUUUAAUAACCAGUGGAAUUGCUGACUUGUCAACAUUUUUCAAGCAGUAUGCCAUUUUUUAAUCCGACAGUCUUGAUUAAGCAUUAGCCUUGCAAGAUAAACACUCUUUGGAAACAUGAUUGCUUUGUCGCUGGUGCAAGAAGUUUAAUGUCAUCUUUUGUGACACAGCUUAAAUUGAAUUUCAGCAAGAGCUGACAUUUUCUAUUAAGGAAGGUCAGUUGUGUUUGAAGGGCUGGUCAUCGUUUAUGCUCAGUGAAGUUUCUAAUGCAUUGUGAAUGUUCUUUUGGGGGGAGAAGACUUGCUGUACUAGUUAAUGCACUGCAUUCAAAUCCAGCAAGGUCAGGGAGGUGUAGCAGCCUACUGUCCACAUCUGGUUAAGAACACUGCAGAUGUGGAUGUGUUAAAUAUUCUUCACAUGUUCCUACUAUGAAGGGCUCAUUUUUCAUUUUACCAAUGUAAUUUCUUAAAAUAAGUUAAAUAGCUCUUGUUAAUUGUGUUGUUGUAACAGAAUGCUGUUAAAAUCAAUACAUUGCGUUAUUUUAUUUUGUGCUACACACAUUCAUAUUCUCAGAGGGAGUUUAGUGGAAGGUUUUGAGCUACUAGUGUGCAUUAAGUCCCUCUCAGCACACAGUUCACACAGCACACAGUUCAACACCAUCUGUGAAAGGAAGGGAUGCUUAGUGGUGCCUGCGAGCUCUGUGCAUUACAGUUUUCAGUGGCAUUGUCCAUCACAUUCAUGAUAACUAAAUUCACAGGCACCAAAUUUAUAGAUAUAU
Messenger RNA from Polyodon spathula (Mississippi paddlefish), 5524 nucleotides. Its product is annotated as phospholipase D1-like. Lineage: Eukaryota; Metazoa; Chordata; Actinopteri; Acipenseriformes; Polyodontidae. The transcript has 27 exons. The record is from RefSeq and is a predicted model, not a curated record. The coding region runs from base 201 to 3455 and encodes 1084 amino acids. Gene Ontology annotation, biological process: cell motility; phosphatidic acid biosynthetic process; regulation of microvillus assembly. Gene Ontology annotation, molecular function: phosphatidylinositol binding; D-type glycerophospholipase activity.